AACGGACCGAUCCACUAGCACGAGAUUUGACAAGCGUUCUUUCCCUAGUCUGCACCACGGCAAAGCAGCUCGGUAGAUACUCGGAUAAGUGGUCCCUUCCUUUCCAAAUUUCGAAUGUAUCAUUGUCUACAUCAUCGUGAAUAUUUUCUUGUCGCUUGACUGUCAAUUACAAUCGCAGCUUCCAUAGGCAUUCCUCUCCAAUAUGCCAUACUUGAGCUCACAGCCAAAGAUCCUCAUCGCAGGCGCUGGGAUUGGCGGCCUCACGGCUGCGCUCUCGCUCCAUGCAGCAGGUUUCACUGACAUCCAACUCUUCGAAGCAUCAUCAACGCUGACGACACUCGGUGUUGGUAUCAACGUGCAACCUUCAGCUGUUCUCAUUCUGCGAAAUCUCGGCCUGCUGGAGGCUCUGGAGAAGACUGGAAUUCAAACGGCAGAGCUGAAUUUCUACAACCGACAUGGCGAUUCUAUCCUCAGUGAACCCCGUGGAAAACACGCUGGCUACGCUGUACCUCAGUUCUCGAUCCACAGAGGCGAAUUCCAGAUGCUGCUGCUUAGUGCUGUGAAAGAACGUCUCGGCGAGGAGUCGGUGCAUCUCAACCACGCCUUGACUGGCUUCGAGCAGACCGAAAAGAGCAUUACAGCGCGAUUUUCACAGCGACGAGAUAAUGCAUCCGCCGAGCUAUCUGGCAUCUCUGGUGACAUAUUGAUCGCAGCUGACGGGAUCAACUCGACCGCACGACGUAUUCUGUACCCCAACGAGGGUCCACCAAAGUUUUCGGGCCGUAUGCUGUGGCGCGGAUGUCUGAAACGCGAGCCGUAUUUGACUGGCGCAAGUAUGGUAUGGGCUGGCCAUGCGGAUCAAAAGUUCAUCGCGUACCCUAUCUCACAACGUUCAGCAGACGAGGGCAAGAGUCUCGUGAACUGGAUUGCGGAAUUGCGCAUCCGAGGAAAAGACGACGAGGACCUUACUCCGCCAAAGACUGAUUGGACAAAGGCCGUCGACAAAAGCGUGUUUGAAGGACCGUUCGAGAGUUGGAAGUGCGGUGGUCUCGAGAUGAAGGACUUGAUUGAUAAGACAGAGAAGGUGUUUGAGUUUCCUAUGUCUGAUCGUGACCCGGUUGAGAAAUGGUCGUUUGGCAGGCUGACAUUGUUGGGCGACGCGGCACACGCCAUGUACCCCAUUGGAUCGAACGGCGCGUCACAAGCCAUCAUUGAUGCAGAAACGUUAGCGAAGCAUCUCGAAACCCGAACAUCGGAUGUUGUGGCGGCGCUCAAAGCGUAUGAACUCGAGCGACUACCUCCCACAGCGAAGAUUGUCAUGGCAAACCGUGCGAACGGACCAGACCACGUCUUGCAGAUGGCUGAAGAAAGAGCACCAGACGGAUUCAAGAACAUCUACGACGUUAUUCCAAAGGAUGAGUUGGAAUCGAUUGGGACCGCGUAUAAAAAGGUUGCUGGAUUCGAGAUGGAGAGCGUCAAUGUCAAGGCAAAGGAAACUGAUGGGGAAAGCGAAAGACUGCAGCUCAAAAGCCCCAAGGAUUGGAUUUAAAUGCCGGAAUAGAGUUUUGUUCAGGCAUGAGUACAGGAGGGAUAUCCCUCCGACUGAUAGCUCGCAGGUAUCCAUUGGGAGCUUGGCCGGUCCUGAACAGCUGCACUACUCUCCCAGAGCUUCUAAAUCGCUGAAAGCAUACCGUGC
Molecule: messenger RNA, 1696 nt
Organism: Boeremia exigua
Lineage: Eukaryota; Fungi; Ascomycota; Dothideomycetes; Pleosporales; Didymellaceae
Exons: 1
Coding region: 203-1549 (448 amino acids)
Molecular function (GO): monooxygenase activity; FAD binding
Source: RefSeq, a predicted model, not a curated record